Messenger RNA from Metarhizium brunneum ARSEF 3297, 1059 nucleotides. RefSeq lists its product as uncharacterized. Lineage: Eukaryota; Fungi; Ascomycota; Sordariomycetes; Hypocreales; Clavicipitaceae. The record is from RefSeq and is a predicted model, not a curated record.
AUGCCUGCAACAGCUUCAGACCUCGAAGAAGCCUUUAGGCCAGUAAACGAAUGGGACUCGAAGAUUGCCGCCAAACUAACUGAGAUUUGGGUCAAAGACUCCGAUACAUGGACAGAGAGGAACAGAAUCGAGUUCAAAUCACUGUGUGCCGACGCCCGUAUCACGCGCGCAACAACCACUCCCUCUAGCCACAAGAUUCAUCGGAAGAUACAAGGCCGCAAAGCCACAGCAGCCGAGUACACCAUUCUCUCCGUCAUGUUUGGCAACCGCGCUGUAAAUAGGCUCUCCUGGGGUGCUCAAUUUGCAAGGCAGAAGACCAUACUUCCAGUCGAAAUCGGCGUGGUGACACAAGACGUGAGAAGAGUGCUGAGGGAGACUUGGAAGAGCCCAAAAACUGAGCAGACUCCCAAACCAGAAGAGCCAGAACCCGGCAUACAAAUGUCCGGUGGUUUGGGUCAACCGAAAGCAACCGACCACAAUGGGCCAGAACCCCAACCGCCACAUGAAAAAGUCCACGAGGCCCGCCCUGUCCUCGCAGGAGGGGAUCCUCAAAGUCAGGCAGACAAGAGCACUGUUGGAAACGUCGGCGACACGAAUGGCAGUUCGCGCACUACUGCGAGAGGCGGCAAUAAAGCCAGCGCAGGCCUCGAUGGAAGAGACAACAUACCAGCCGGACGCCGAACACGACCCCGCAACAGCGGUCGUAAUAUCGAUCCAGACAACCCCAACGAAAAUGAAGCCACCGACGAGAGGGCACAAACAGAAACCCGAAAGGCAAAUCAAACAAGUCGCAAGCGCAAGCCGGGUCCUGCCAAAGGCCCCUCGACCAAAAAACAGAGGAAAACAGCCGGGCAACAAAAAGACCCGUGGGAUACGAUACAGAAUGCGAAGCCGACAGAGGGUCUGAAAGCAAAUAUCAAGAAAGUAGAAGCACGCUGCGUUGCUCAGGAGGCAAGAAUGGCAAAGUUAGAGGAAGUAAUCUUCGAUAUACGCGAUGAUCUGAAGAUGCUGCGGCAGCAGAUCGAUUCACUCGCCCGUUAUCUAGCGGGAUCUGGCUAG